Messenger RNA from Mycetomoellerius zeteki, 825 nucleotides. RefSeq lists its product as uncharacterized. The record is from RefSeq and is a predicted model, not a curated record. Bases 46 to 774 code for a protein of 242 amino acids. Lineage: Eukaryota; Metazoa; Arthropoda; Insecta; Hymenoptera; Formicidae. The transcript is spliced from 4 exons.
CAAUAAUUGUUCGCGAACGCAGGCUGCUUUGAUUAUCGUGCGAGAAUGACACAGGAACUGUCCGGUGUGACCAUAGUGAUAUUUAUAGCAGCGGGUGUUUUGACAAUAUUGUUACUAUUCAUCUUCGCGAAACGGCAGAUCAUGAGAUUCGCUUUGAGAUCUCGUCGGGGUCCUCACAUUCCCAUAGGACAUGACGCGAAAAAGUCCUUGAAGAAGGAAAUAGAAAGGAGAAUAGAAGUGAUACCUAGGAUCCAAUAUGAACCGCAGCUGAUUAGCGACUCUAGAUAUAUUUUGACUCCAGGUGGACAAGCCCCACCGCAUUAUUACAGAUUAAAAGCUGUUGACGAUGUUAAAACUUUAGAGGCAGAGAUCACAAGGUACGACAAUUGUCUCAAGAGACAUCCUUCGGAAAAUCUGAGGGCAUACUUGCUCACCACACUCGCUACUCCAUUAAAUGGAAGCGGCCAGCGUUUAAUUCAUCAGUUCUGUGAUUUGUACGAACAUGCGAGACACGACCCUACAGAAUUUGGUGACGAGGAGUAUCAAGUAUACACUCGCUUGUUUUUGAAGUUAAUGGAUGCGGCACGUUUAUUGAAAUCAUAUCCAAGCAGCAGGAAGUCUAGUCCUAGUCGCACACCGAUCAAAAAGAAUGUGGAGACAAAAAGAAAUAUUCUGGAGCCCAGGAUGCGUCCGCCCGAGGAGCAAAUUCUAACUGGUUCGAGACCUAAUACUUUAACGGUAAUGACAUUAGACAAUAGCGAGACGUCCGUGUAGCAUUAUGAGUGCCGUCACAUACAACAUAUGUGACGAGGAAAUUGUAGAUAG